AUGCGGCACAUAACUUGGAACUUUAAAAACGUGAGUUACUGCCUGUUUGUUGUUGUUUAUACACACACAUACACACAUGCACUUCUUUAAAGCAAUCUAUGCAACUAAAGACAUGUGGCCCUCUAGGGAGCACCCCCAGAUGGAACAUGAUGUUUCUGGGGGAGUGCUGCAACCCCAUUCAAAACAAGGUUAAACACCACCCAGAGAAGUUUUCACAGAACCUCAGUGUGUUGGGAUUUAGCUUUAGUUUAUUGGCCCUCAUCCAGCUCAUUACUGAUUCCAGGAACUGGUUCAGAACUUUAAGUGCCUCACAUGACUCCCAUGACAAGGAGAAAUAGAGGUCAUCAGCGUUAUUAGUAACAUUUCACUCUAAAGCUCUGGAUGAGCUGCCUCAGCAGCUUCAUAUGCAUGUUAGAAACCAUUGGGGAUAAGGUGGAAGCCUGUUGGGGAGCCACAGCCAAGAUGUCAUGAAUGAAUCUCCUAUCUCUAUGCUCCUACCCACAGAAUAAUACUGCGGUUAGUGGUAUCAAAAGCCACUGGAAGGUCCAAGAAAAUUGUUACCCUUGCAUUCUGUCUCCUGCUAUUAGAGCGACCAAAGCAGUUUCAAGGCUGGAUUGAAAUGGUGUAGAUUAGUGGUUCUGAACAGCAUUCGAAACCCCCAUUGCUCUAGGCGCAUUUUGUGACAGGGAAUUUCAUUAGCGUGAGCUGUUUAUUAGUAUUGCACCUAAUAUUUCAGAUUAAAACUUCCAGAGUGGAAGGAAAGAGAAACUUUUCUCUGCCUCCCUAUUUCCUGCUACUUUCUGAAGCCUGAAGAAGAGACCCUCUUAAGAAUAUUAGGGAGGUGGGCAGAGGAAGAACUAGACCAUGUGAAAAAUGAACAUAAUAUUUUAGCUGCAGUUCGUUCAUUUUCAGCCUUGCAUAACCUAGGCUUAAGGUGCCAUUUAACCUAGGCUUAAGGUGCCAUUUAGCUCCUAGCUAGCUUUAGCUCCCACCCCAGUUUCUAACACUGGUCCUGAACCUUGCAAACCUCCCAUCAACCCGUGGUUGUGGAUGGUGGGAAUGCAAUCCGGUAAAAAAUAUUGCGAGUCCAAUUUGCCCACCCACGGCUGGUCUAGCUAAUCCACCUCUCGGCUAAGAGAGCUUGGAGUGGUAUAGCCACCACCUUGCCCGACAGCAAGCGCGGCAGCUGCGAGCCGUUCAAACGUCCCAGGUUCCUGGGUGGUGGGAACGCGCAGCCGCGUUGCGGAGCCGCCCUGAACGUGCGAACGUGACGGCGGGGCCCUCCCCGCGAGAAGAGCCGCCCUGAACAACAACGCCGCUUCUCCUCACAGCCGCUGGGGCAACGCGGCGGGUCUUCGCUUCCUCAAGGCGGGCGGGGCGAAAGUCAACCCCGGCCCCAGGGAAGGGGCGGGCCGGGUUCCGCCGGCCUCACCUCGCCCGCGCGACGUCUCCAUUUUGCUUCGCUGAGCUGCGUUAGCAGGGAUUGUCGGCCGCGCCUCAGGUGAGAGCGGGAAGGCGGGAACCCGCGGGGGGGGGGGCAAAAUACCGUAGUAAUAGUAGCAGUAGUAAUAGUGGUAAUAGGGGUAUUAAGUUCUAGCGACGUUUCCCGUGUUGUGUGUGCGUGUUCUAAACCAAACCCGUGUUUGUUUUCCUUCUUGACGACGUGGACGUCUCCUCAGCCCUCGCCCCGCUUUUUUUGGACAACGGUCUCUCUCCCGGCUUCUGAGCGUGCCAAGUUUUUGAAAUCCUUCUGAAGUCCAGGGGCUCGAGCAAAAAACCCAAGCCCCCUCUCCCCUUUCUCGAGAGUUGAACUGCAAACUCUUAAUGCUGCGGACAUUGCCUUUUUUCUCUCUCUCCCCUCCCUCGGUGGUGGAUCAAAUUCGGAUUAACAGCCGCAGGGCAACCACGACUCUUUCCAACUCAGGGCAAGGUUAGGAAUGAGAAGCUUCCCUUGGAAAUCAGGCGACCGAGGCUGAGAGUAACUAAGGGUAACGUUAAGGGAUAAAUGCGCAUUAUUUUUUCCACAUUUCCUCCCCCUCAACCUUGCGCCCCAGGCGGCAGCCGCGGAGAUCAGCGCGUGAUUUCUUCAGCUGCUAGCAUUCUAUAAAACCGGCUGCUUGCUCAAGAAAGUAGGGGCAGAGGUGCUGCCUCGCCUAAAGCGGCAGAGGAAGCCCCAGGAAUUGCCCCUUCGUGGGGUUGGUUUGCCUCUGCUGCUAGGCUGGCCCUGAGUCUUUUUUAUGAUGGUUGUGGCAAGAGAUAUAUAUACAGAAUAUAUAUAUAUAUAUACACAGAAUACUGUGAACCGCCCUGAGACCUCCGGGUGUUGUUAUUUAGUUGUUCAGUCAGUUGUUCAGUCGUGUCCAACUCUUUGUGACCCCAUGGACCAGAGCAUGCCAGGCACUCCUGUCUUCCACUGCCUCCCGCAGUUUGGUCAAACUCAUGCUGGUAGCUUUGAGAACACUGUCCAACCAUCUCGUCCCGUCGUCCACUUCUCCUUGACCCAAAAUCAGGGUCUUUUCCAGGGAGUCUUCUAUUCUCACGAGGUGGCCAAAGUAUUGGAGCCUCAGCUUCAGGAUCUGUCCUUCCAGUGAGCACUCAGGGCUGAUUUCCUUCAGAAUGGAUAGGUUUGAUCUUCUUGCAGUCCAUGGGACUCUCAAGAGUCUCCUCCAGCACCAUAAUUCAAAAGCAUCAAUUCUUCGGCGAUCAGCCUUCUUUAUGGUCCAGCUCUCACUUCCAUACAUCACUACUGGGAAAACCAUAGCUUUAACUAUACGGACCUUUGUUGGCAAGGUGAUGUCUCUGCUUUUUAAGAUGCUCUCUAGGUUUGACCUCCGGGUAUAGGGCAGUAUAUAAAUUCAAUAAAUAAAUAAAUAGGUGCUUUUGCUUUUUUUUUUUUUUAAAGUGGUUACUGAACUGCAUGCAUGCUCUUUGGAGGAAAUUUGUUUGCCGAUGCGCUUUCAAUGUUAACAGUAACUAGUAGCUGCCUCUUCUUGUUUAACACACUGUGAAAGUACUGGAGUUUUUCUGGAUUACGCUGAAGUGAAGCAUUGCAGGGGCUUGGAUUAAGAUGACCCUUGGGGGCACAUUCAAACUUUACAAUUCUGUGAUUCUGUGACUGUGUGCCUUUUGCGAUGCAAUGAUUCUUGACACAUUUGCUUUUAGUUGUACAGUAUGUCCAAAACGGAAAGCGUGACAGUGGGCAAAUGCAUGAGUCAUACAAGGUAGCUGUAACCCUGGAUUUGCCAUCCUGCCUUGUGUGCUCACAGUGGCCUUCAUUCAAUAGGUUCUCCCUGCAGAACUUUGAGUUAAUAUUAAAGAUCUGUUAACUGCUGUUGAGUUUCUUUGCAAACAAGCAGGCUGAGUAGUUAAAAGGUGUGGCAUUUAUUUAUAUAUGGGGUGGAGAUUAUGAAGUAAUCCUGAAAUCGGGACUUCAGACAGAAUGAGAUUGCACUUUCUCCUUAAUCAAACAAUGCUAUGUGGUCCUGUACUUGCAAUUUAUUUAUUCAUAUAAUCUGCCCCAUCUCAAAGAUGGGUAAGAUUUUAAGUCCAUAAAACUGAAAUUUAAAUAACCAGAUAAUGACCAUUACAUGAUUCUUUAGCACUUACCUCAUAUUAAAACUACCCUGAAAAACUAGCCCUAACAGACUACCCCUACAAACGAACAAGUUUCCUGUGUUCCUGUGUGCACUCUUAAUGAUCACCCCUGAUCAUACAUGAAUGAGCAAUUACCCCUGUAGAUUUCUAGCUACUAUUUCAUGCAAAAACAUUAAUUGAAAGGGUAGACCGGGGGUGGGAUUAAAAUGAUUAUCAUACAUAAAGUGAUUUUAUGUUCUCUCCCAAAGUGAACCUUCCAUAUUGAUGUUAAUAGCUUGUGUUUGAACUCCGAAGCAGGCUGUUAUGAAUUUUGACUUGCCUUUUAGGAGACUCUGUUCUUGAGAACAAUCUGAGCACACGUAGUACAGCUUCAUAGUACAUCAUUAUUUUCUGUUAAUUCAAAACAGCCCAAGCUGAAAACAAAUGCAACUACAAGAAAAAAAAGUGGCUGCUGUCUCAUUAAAAAACAACGAAAUAAAAUAAAUCAGUCAUAUAAUCUUGAAAGCAAUUUUACACACUAUAUAUAUGGGUUUCUUAGACACUAUCAUAUAGGAAUUAGUGUAGGCUAGAAAUCAGUGAGCAUAUAAUCAGAUAUGACAAAUAACACUAUAAAUGUUUGUGCACUGAAGCAUAGAUGCUGAAAUAAAUUCAUGUAGGGCCAUUACAUGUGACAAUCUGCAGAUGAGUUAUAUAUUUACUUGUUCUUCAGUGCAGGCAAUCCAUAAAUGGCCCCCCAGAUUCCUACCCAUAGAGUAUUCAUGUAUGCCCCCUUGCACAUCUCCUCCGGUCUUCCUUCAACUCUUGUCUUUCUACAUUCCUUUUUGCUACCUUCAUUCAAUUUUCCUGUUAAGCUCUAUGUUAUUACUGGGCGGACUAUUGCAUAUAUUUAUAUGUAUUUUUAAAGCUUUUUUUUAUAAAAAAAAGCAGGGUUUUUUUAAGGGGCCCCAAACCGACUUGGAGUAGAGAAGCUAGGGCAAGACAUUUCCCUCUGCUGGUGUUAGCCCUGCUGUGGAAUGGAACAAUUGCCUGCAUAGUAUCUGUCUUCACCCAGAAAGGGCUAAUAGCAGAUUGUGCUUGAUGGGUGUGAAGAAACAGGGUGGGGAUGAAAAGGGUUAAAGAGCUGUCGCCACCUGCUCUCUCAGUGCUAUUCCUUUCAUUCAGUUCCUCUUAUGGUUGCUUUAUUUCUUUUCUCUCUCUUUUUUUAAAAACAAACACUUCAUUAGGAUAAUAAAAUAUAACUGUAUUUGUAUUUAAAUGCAGCUGAUUUCUGUUGCAGCAUUCAGCAAACAGGCUCCCCUUUUUAAUGAAGGUGUGUCUUUCCUCUCUUUUCUUCACCCUCAUUUAGCUUAUCAGUUUUGCCAUUAGCACAUAGUGCUUUAUCUUCUCAGACUGAUUUCUCAUUGUCCUCAGGAUUGGGUAUAGUUCUAGCUGCUGUUAUCAUAUAUGCCGCUAAUGCUGCCUUUGGCAGCAUUACUCUCUUGUCUUUAGAGUAAGUUAAUAAACAUAGUGUUUGGAUAUUGUAACCUAAUAUUUGCUCCAUUGAGGUUUUUACAAAAAAAAAGAGAGAUUUUGUCAGUAUUUAUUUCCCAUAGUCGAUCUCCCACAUAAUGCUUUGGCCCUCUUAUUCCCUGUGGCUCUGUCCAUUUCUGUUGUGAAAUCUUACUUACGGAAUUCCCCUAUUUUUUUCUUCUCCAGUUGUAUUGCAGUGCUAUCUAGUAGAUGCCUGUGAUGUUUAUGCAAGAGCACUGGAUUCACUGGCCUGUGGGAAGAAUGUAACUUGAUGGUUUGAAUGCUUUAAAAAAAUCUUGGUGUCUCCUGUCACUAAAACAUUACCUUAGGUAGAGGAUAUCUGGAUUCCAAAAAACAAUUUAGUAACAAGGAUGCAUUUAUUGCACUUUUAAAAACUGUAAAAACCUUCCCUCUAUAUUUGUAGCUUAAUUUGAAGUAGUGGGUACCUUUAUCUCAUGUUUGGGUUUCAUUCCAUCUCCCAUUCCUGCAGUUACUUGAUAAGAUGCUGCUUUGGUGCCUCACCCUUCUCAAACUCUUUAACCAAGUUUCCUUGCUCUUGUGUUCCUUCAUGCUUUUUCCCUGAUUAGUCAGUUUUAUUUACACCACUACCCAUUUUGAAAUGGCUUUGGAAAUUAAUGCAAGAACGAUAGCAUAGCAAAAAUGCCCUAAAGCUUCCCAAAACAAUCUCUGACCAGAAAUGUGCUUUGCUAUCAUUCAUAGAGAAGACAAGGUUUGGAAAAAGAGGUAAAGGUUUUUCCUUUGAAAAUCAGUCUAGCAGAAACUGUAAAUGCAAGGUUACCUAGUCCUGGACUGUGGAUAUGUAUAGACAUAUCUCUGCGUGUCUGCUCCCCUGUCAAGAUCUCUUUAAAAGGAUUUCUCAAACAUUGCUGAAGGUCAUCACAGUUUUAACAGUCAACUUUGGAUUUUGUUUUACUCUUGCAUGGCUUGCUAGGAAACAGUAUGGAAGGGGAAGAAAGUGCUGAGUGAACCUGUUAAUGAAUAAACAGUUAAUGAAUAAGAUUUCUGUGUGUGGAAUAGAAGAGGGCUGUAGCGAUACUUGGGGCUGAAGUAGUGAACAGGCCCUAUAUAAAUAAGAGGAAAUGGAAGAGGAUCACAGACAAAGCAAGGGACUAGCAACUUCAUUGCCAACUGUUACAUUCAUUGAAGCAUAUGGCAAAGCGAAAUGAAAUAGAUGGCAUAGUCUCACAUACCCUCUGUAUCUCAGAUUUGACCCAGUUAAAUGGGCAAUGUAACAAAGUUAAAUUUGCACCGGCAAAUGUGAAAGGUGUAGCCAUGGAAGAAGGGGAUGUUUUCAGAAACAGGUUUGACUGUAGUCUGCUACAGGAAUCUACAGAUUUUGACUUGGCUCACUAGCAGGUCAUAAUUUAUGGACACCUCUGACCCCUCACUUCCAAGUCCCCUGUAUGUGCAAGAGGAAGUGUAUUGCACAAUUGCACCGUGACCACCUCCAGACUGCAGGGUGAUGGGAAUUGCCUAGUAGGAAGAGGGGGAAUCUUCAUAUCUGGCCAAGUGACAAACAGGCUGGGGCUUUUGUACCCUGAGCUUCCUUCCAAGCUUUGCAUUGAGAAACACUUGGAGCUGUUUGUGACAUUAAACCUCUCCUUCCCAUUCCCAUGGUAAAAGGAGGGGAGAUUCUACUCCUUGGGGAGUAGAUUUGUGGAGACUUGAUUUACUGAUCCAGCGAUAAAGUGCACAGCCAUGCCUCAUCAGUGCUUCUCUUCCAAGAUUCUGAAUUAGAAGGAAUGUCUUAAUUUAAUUUGCAUUGCUAUGAAGCUUGGCAGAAGAGAGUCUGUUGCAACUGAAUGCUACCCAGAUAGCCUUAAUAUAAAAAAGACAGAUCCUUUUAAAUUAUCUUGAAAGCUUUUAAACUUCAGACUGUUUUUCCUAAAACACAAACAUAGAUUUCCACAGUCAAAUGAACUACUCUGUUUCCUGCUUGGCGUUACAUAACUGCCUUUGUGGAGGGUGUGGUCCUCAUUUUUUACUUCAGGAGGAUACACUGAAACAUGGAUUAGUGACUCAUUGUGAGAUGGAAACAUAGCUGGCUGGCCUUUAGUAAGCUCAUAUUAUGUGACUUCAGUUCUCUGGAACAACAGAAAAUGCCUGAGAGGGCUAUAGGCACUGUGGAGCUUGUAGAGGCUUGACUUCAAUUCACCACCUCUGAUUUCUAAGCUUUUAAGUCUUUCUCCCUUUUAUAUGGAGGCAAGGUGCAUAUUCUACCCAGUUGCUCAGCAAGGAAAAAAAGAAACCUGCCCUUCUGUAUUCUGAUGAAAGACUAUCAAGGCCAUAAUAUGGAUGGCACAUGCAUUAAAACAGGAGUGGGAAACCUUUUUGGCCCAUGGACUAGAUGGUUAUCUCCUUCCAGCCCUUGUUGGUCCACUUUGACAUGUGGGACCAACAAGGUUUGCUCAACAUCAUGGUGGCUGAUAGGUGGGUGGGAUCACCUAACUGUCAAGUAGACCUGCCAAAGGUCUGCUUUGCUGGCAUAUUCCCCCACAAUCAACAUGCUGGUGUACCAGAACCCUACAGUGAGCAGCUCCAACCAAUGAACAGAUUGUUAUAUCCUGCUGGUGGUGAAGUGCUCACAUGAGGAAAUCACGUAACUCUUAAGUAAAAGCUCUCAAGUGCUUUUUUUUUGUCUUACAGAAUGUCGUACCCAGGAUAUCCCCCUUCAGGUUACCCUGCUUUCCCUGGCUAUCCUGUAAGUAUUUACUAUAUUUCAGUUCUAUCUCUUUUUCACACUUUAGCACAGCAAUAGACAAUGAUGAUUUGCAUUGUUUUGCUUUGUAUUUAGUAGGCAUAAAGCUUCAAUCAGAUGGUGCCUUUAAGCCAGGUAUGGCUAAUCUGUGGCCCUCCAGAUGUUGUUGGAAAUGGCCAAUAGUCAGGGACGAUGUGAGUUGGAGCUCAGCAACACCUGGAGAGUUGCAGUUUAGCCACCAGUGGUUGAAGCAGUCCCAGGGUAGCUUUCUGGAUCAAUUUUAUUUGGGUUUCAGACAGCUCCCAGAGAUAUUGCCAGUGCUUCUCAUCCAAAACCAGGACUACUGUAAGAACACUGAGGCUUGUGUUGUAACUAUAUAUAAUAACAAGCGCAUAUUAUUGCUUAAUAAAAAUUAAAUUGAAUUUUUUUCCUGUUAUUGACACAGAUGUAAUUUGUAAGGUGCAACUGGUCUAGAAAUUAUUGUUGCGAGCAUUAUUGCAUUGUGUUGGUAUUGGGUUUUGAAGUUGCAGAGGAAAAGAAAAUGUUAAGAGUGUUUUGAAUUGUUGUGCUGAAGGAUAUUGACUCACACACAUCAAUCUGCUUCUGUCAUGCAUAAUGGCAUCUUCUGUCCUCCGAAGUGCUCUGAGGUUUCACCACAUAAAAGCACAGUUUGUGCUUCUCCAGCAAAUGCUCUCAAUGGCACUUUUACUUCUCUGUUUUUCUCCUGUUUCAUGUUUACUCAAUGGACACACAUUGUUUCGCUCUUGUGUUCGUCCACUUCUUCAUAAUAGUAUAUUUUACUUCUGUUCAUAAUUUUUUUCUUGUUUCAGUGUUUAUGCUUUAAAUUCUUGUUUGGUCUUUUGUUCAUGUUUGGUUUUGGCUUUUUUGUUGUUGUUAUAAUGUUGCUUUUUAUUUAUAAUCUUUAAUUUUGUCUACUAUAAUGUGUAUUAUUUUUACCAGCGUUUUUCUCAUUCUCUCCCUCCUCCCUUUUUUAUUCAUUGUGGUGUUUUUCCCCCCUUUUGGCUGCUUUUUGUUUGUUUGUUCCAUGUCUACAUUUUAUUUGUACUGUAAUUCACUAUUUUAACUGUUUGUUUUUAUCUUUCCCAUGAGUGAUAUGGUUGGUAUUGUGUAAAGAGUUUUUACUUUUUUAUUCAGGUAGCGUGGUGUAUUACUAGAUUUGUUUGUGUGCGUGUGUGGCAAAAUUGUUUGUACUUCUGCAUCCAAGCAGGUCCUCUUUAAGGAGGGAGAUGCACCACCACACUCUUUCAGGGCAAUGAAAUAUUAAUCAGUCCCAGAACUGUAUAUUGUAAAUGUUUGUAGGUCUUAAUCUACCCUGAGACUGAACACUCUCUACUGUAUGAUGUGCUUAUUGCCCUCACUUCCCUUUGUCUUGAUGUUGAUACUAUAUUUUUGGAAUAGGAGGGUGUGGAAUAAAUGAAUGAAAAUGACUUUUAUUCUUAGGGAUGGUAUGGUGAAGAUGAGCAUGCCUGCCUUAAGAACGAUUCUGUGAACAAAGAGGUUCAAAGAAGCCCCAAGGAGGGCCCCUUUGCAGAACUGUUUAUUAGCAUGUUUUACUACCUGAGUUGUAAAUGUCUUACAUCCUGAGUUGCUGAGACAAAGCAAAUGUUGGACUCAGAAGCUUGACUCCCUAAGAGGCUCGUUCCCUGGCUGAUGUUAAAAUUAAGUAAAGAAUGUGUUAGAUUGUUAGCCUUGAAAGAGGGAUAGAUUUAUAGUUUAGAGGUGACCCGAGAUAACAAGGAGAAAUAGCAGAUGAUAGUUUAAGAACUAGUAAAAAAAAAGGUAAAGGGACCCCUGACCAUUAGGUCCAGUCGCGGAUGACUCUGGGGUUGCGGCGCUCAUCUCGCUUUACUGGCCAAGAGAGCUGGCGUACAGCUUCCGGGUCAUGUGGCUAGCAUGACUAAGCCACUUCUGGCGAACCAGAGCAGUGUACGGAAACACCGUUUACCUUCCCGCUAGAGUUGUACCUAUUUAUCUACUUGAACUGCAUGUUUUCGAACUUCUAGGUUGGCAGGAGCAGGGACUGAGCAACAGGAGCUCACCCCCUUGCAGGGAUUUGAACCGCCAACCUUCUGUUUGGCAAGCCCUAGGCUCUGUGGUUUAACCCACAGUGCCACACGCUAGUACGUAGGCUUGAAUGCUGCAUGAAUAUUAUAAAACACACCCCUAUUGUAAAAACUGCUAAUUUGAAUGGACAUGGGAUAUAUGCUAUUGUUGGGGGUACAUGUUUAGGAGCAAACGUGAUGUAGGCGGAUCGGGAAGCCUGUAAACUGCAGUUUCUUAGCCAAUUGUAGGAGGAAUAUUCGAACCAUCUUAGGGUAUAAAUUAUCUGUGGUGUGAACUGGAAUGUGCAAUCCCCUCUUUCCAGCAUGACUUGCGGGGGGAGGGUCUUUGCCCAGAGUCUGCUUAUGCUUGAUCGUGGUGUAGACUUUCUCCUUUCAAAGAGAAAUUUGAAUCCCUCUGGGAAAGAUCCAAGAUCCCUGUUGUCCAUAAUAAUUAAUUGUCUGUUUCAUUGCUCCUUUGAUAAUUAAUAAUUAAUUGUCUGUUUCAUUGCUCCUUUGGGAUUUCUGAUCAAUGAAGUUUCUCUUUCUGUAUUGAUAACAGUAGGCAUUAUGGUUGACCUUGCUUCUGUUACUUUAGUCCGAAGUCCAGUGUUGUGGGUAGGGUGAAUAAGGGCCAGUGUUUACUCAGCCACAACCUUGGAGCCAGUUUCUGUAUAGAUCUGUAUUUUUUCUGCUUCAGUGGUAGACUCCAACAGCUUUGCAGGACAGGAUAAUUUCACCAUUUUGCAAAGUGCUUGGAAACUGGGUGCAUGCGAUGGAGCUUUCUCUGCUUCUCUGGCAAGCUCAGAGAGGAAGGGAGAAACACAGGGGAGCCCAACUUCUGGCAACCUUGCAGAGCUGGGUAUCUGUUUCUUUCUUUGCAAGACGCUUGUAGCCCGGGUGAUAAGCAGGGAGUUUUCUGUCUUUCUCUCCUCUGAGCUUAGAGAUCUUCAGUCUAGCUUCUGACAUCAAAUGUUGUCAGAAGCUGUUCAGGAGGAAGAAGCAAAGGUAUUCUCCAUAUCUGGCACUUGAUGGUAUGUAGUAGUGACAUCCUCUCAAUUGCAGUUGUUUAAUCCACUUUUAUUUUAUUUUUUAUAUAUAUAUGUAUAUUUUAAUCCACUUCUUGAAGAGGUUUCCCACUUCAUGGACGAUGAGCAUUCCAUGUUGGUAUUCUGCUAUCUUUGGAAGAUGCACCUGUUUACGCAGUCAUUCCCUUGACCUAUCGACCUGAGUCUCCUGUUUUAACUACUGUGUUGUUUUAAUGCAAUUGUUUUAUGGUUUGUUUUUAAAAAUGACUGCCCCACCCAUCUGGCUGGGUUUCCCCAGCCAUUCUGUUUUUUUAAAAAAAAAUAAUAUUUAUUACUUUUCCAAUAAUUUAAACACACACAAAAAGAACAAUACAAUGCAGUACAAAAACACUACAUAACACAUUAAACUAACAAAACAAAACAAAAACAAUUUAAAAGACAUCAAACAAUUUCAAUAUCUUAUCUUUCAUUCACUUAUUUCAGUGACCUCCUCACACCUCCCUUUUUGUAUUCCACUUCUGUUGAUUGUUUCAGCAAUUCGUUUCCAUCUUCCUCUGCUUUCUAUCCUUUAAUUAUCUUAACAGAUUCUAACCUUAUUUUUCCCUUUAAUACUCUAUUGAUCUAUUUAUACAUAAUUCCUUAUAACAUUUCUACUAAAGCCAUAUAACUUCAUUCCAACAUUUUUCUAACAUUCAUUAAUUUUACAAUAUUUCUGUAAAUAGUCUUUAAACUUUUUCCAGUCUUCUUCCACCGACUCUUCUCCCUGGUCUCGGAUUCUGCCAGUCAUUUCCGCCAAUUCCAUAUAGUCCAUCAACUUCAUCUGCCAUUCUUCCCGAGUGGGUAAAUCUUGUGUCUUCCAAUACUUCGCGAUGAGUAUUCUUGCUGCUGUUGCUGCAUACAUAAAAAAAGUUCUAUCCUUCUUUGACACCAAUUGGCCAACCAUGCCCAGAAGAAAGGCCUCUGGUUUCUUCAGAAAGGUAUACUUAAAUACCUUUUUCAUUUCGUUAUAGAUCAUCUCCCAGAAUGUCUUAAUCUUUGGGCAUGUCCACCAAAGGUGAAAGAAUGUACCUUCAGUCUCAUUACAUUUCCAACAUUUAUUGUCGGGCAAAUGAUAAAUUUUUGCAAGCUUGAUUGGUGUCAUAUACCACCUAUAAAUCAUUUUCAUUAAAUUUUCUCUCAGGACAUUACAUGCCGUGAAUUUUAUACCUGUGGUCCAUAACUGUUCCCAGUCAGCCAUCAUUAUGUUAUGUCCAACAUCUUGUGCCCAUUUAAUCAUAGCUGAUUUCACCAUUUCAUCCUGAGUGUUCCAUUUCAACAGCAAGUUAUACAUUCUUGACAAAUUCUUAAUUUUUGGAUCUAACAAUUCUGUUUCCAAUUUUGAUUUUUCCACCUGGAAACCAACUUUUUUGUCCAGAUUGUAUGCCUCCAUUAUUUGGUAAUAAUGGAGCCAAUCUCAUACUCUGUUUUUCAAUUUUUCAAAGCUCUGCAAUUUUAAUCUGUCUCCAUCUUGUUCCAGAAUUUCCCAAUAUUUCGGCCAUUUGGCCUCCAUUUCCCCAGCCACUCUGGGCGGCUUCCAACUGAAUAUUAAAAACAAUACAGCAUUAGACAUUAAAAACUUCCCUAAAGAGGACUGCCUUCAGUUGUCUUUUAAAAGUAAAAUAGUUGUUUAUUGCCUUGACAUCUGCUGGGAGGGCGUUCCACAGGGCAGGCGCCACUACCCAGAAGGCCCUCUGCCUGGUUCCCUGUAACCUUACUUCUCGCAAUGAGGGAACCGCCAGAAGGCCCUCGGCGCUGGAUCUCAGUGUCUGGGCUGAACGAUGGGGGUGGAGACGCUCCUUCAGGUAUACAGGACCAAGGCCGUUUAGGGCUUUAAAGGUCAGCACCAACACUUUGAAUUGUGCUCGGAAACGUACUGGGAGCCAAUGCAGAUCUCUCAGAACCGGUGUUAUGUGGUCUCGGCGGCCACUCCCAGUCACCAGUCUAGCUGCCGCAUUCUGAAUUAAUUGCAGUUUCCGGGUCACCUUCAAAGGUAGCCCCACGUAGAGCGCAUUGCAGUAGUCCAAGCGGGAGAUAACCAGAGCAUGCACCACUGUGGUGAGACAGUCCGCGGGCAGGUAGGGUCUUAGCCUGCGUACCAGAUGGAGCUGGUAGACAGCUGCCCUGGACACAGAGUUAACCUAUGCCUCCAUGGACAACUGUGAGUUCAAAAUGACUCCCAGGCUGCGCACCUGGUCCUUCAGGGGCACAGUUACCCCAUUCAGGACCAGGGAAUCCCCCACACCCGCCAGGGAAUCCCCCACACCCCUGUCCCCCCAAAAUUUGUUGCAUUAACUGUUUUAAUGGUCAGGUUUGCACUGUAUGUAUUAGGCAAGCAUAUUUGUUCCAUGUGUGAUUUUUUUUUUAAAGUACAGCAGAGUUGUUUUCUUUAAUCCAGCAAGUGGUGGAGCUGAAGUGAGAGCCUCAGUAUAGAUUUUCAAUUUUCUGUGACUUUCUCUAGGUCUUUCUUUCUCAACUGUGUUAACUCUUGAUCUACUGCUUGUGUUUAGCCUACAGGGCAAGAGUCUACUUACCCACCUGCUGGUCAAUAUACUUACCCUGCUGCUCCUGGAGGCUUCCCACCUAUGGGAGGUGGUGCAUAUCCUGCUGCUCCACCAGCUGGUGGCUUCCCAGGGGCUACAGGAUACCCACCCGCACCUGGUGGGUACCCCCCUGCGCCUGCUGGAUACCCUGGGGCUCCUCAGCCUGGUGGAAUGCCAACUUAUCCUGGAGGUAAUGUGCUGAAACACUGUUGGCUGCUUAUCUCUGCUGUAGUUGAAUGCCUGUUUUUGGUGGCUUAAGAAAUACAAGGUUGUAUCCAACAAAACCAUCCUGUUAAUGCAUCUACCCAUCUAUCCCCACACUCUCCAGAUCUGCUCCGGAAGGUUGUGGAAACGCCCCAGAACGAGUUUGUGGGGGGUAGGCAUGAGGAAGAGGAAGUCCUUGACUAACAGGACAACUUCAUACUAAACCCUAAGCAAGAAAGAAAUGAAUCAAUGCUCUCAGUGAGGUGGUGGUUAUGUUCUCUGUGUUUCAGAAAGGUCAGAGAAGCUUAGAUGAAAAGGGCAAACCUAAAUGCUCAGCUCCCAUUUGUCUUCCAGUCAGGCACUGAACAGGGUAGGGAAGGACACUGCAUAACUGAGAGUGACUAUUCAAGGCCACACACCAGUCCCAAUCCCACAUAGUGUUAGCUUACUGCAUACUUGCCACCAUUGGCCCCACAUGAGUGACUUUUUAAAAACCUACUAUAAAACCAGAACCAUGUUAAGGAAUAGGUAAGCUUCAGACAAGGGCUGGCUUAUCCAGACGUACCUUUCCUUUGCUCUCUCCAGGCACAGUCCAUGAUUUAAAGCUCUGUGUCUGAGUGUGCCACCCCACUCCCCCCUGGAGCUUUCCCUGCGACAAUCCACUCUUGAAAGCUGAAUUUGAGCAAAUGGCAGUUUGGGUUUUCUGUGGAUUGCCAUUUGCUCUGAUUCACCUUUAAAGACCAGCUUUUCGUGGUGAAAGCUCUGGAGCAAAAAGAAAGAAAGGUGCUCAGACACUGAGCUCUAAAGCGCAUGGGCCGUGCCUGGAAAGUGUGGAUAAUGCUGGUCAUUGAAACAGCUAGCCUUAACUCUGCAGUGUCUGCUGAAUGAUUCUUUAACUUGCCCCCCUCCUCUGCCCACAGCAUACAGUGAGCUGCCUGAUUCAUUUGGGAAAGUUCCUUACCCAAUAUAAAGGAAAAAAAUUAUUAGGAUUCUGGUAGUGAGCACAAGUAAUACAGGUUUUCAAACAGACAUUAAACCAACUGAGUAUUUUCUAGCUCUUUAAUUUGAUGUAUUAACUAUUGUCAGGGGUUCAGGGACAGAGGCACAGGGUAGGGAGGAGAUGGAGAGCGAUGGGGAUGAAUCCCAGGACAGCGAGGAAGAGGAUGACAAUGACUCAAGAGAUUCCAUGAGUCUUUCCAGCGAAUCAGAGGAUUCCCAGAAGGGGCGCCAGUGGUCAAGGCCAGGAGCCCCAGGGGGACGUGUCAGGAACAGGGGGCCAGCGGGGGAUCCCAAAGUGGCAGCUGGGCGUCAGGACCAGCCUCCCCGCCAGAGUGCAGCGAAGGGGGUGAAGGUUCCAGUGUAUCAGGGGAAGCAGCUCCGGCAGCAGAGAAGGGAGGUAGGUCGGAGCAAGCCACUCUCCCGGAAGCGCUCGGGAGUAGUGAAGGGAGUAGUGUAACUGUUAAAAGGAAAGUUAGAGGUUGGGCGCGCGCGCAAGUUCAAAUGUAGAGGCGCGCGGAAGUACAGGGAGCCCGGAGGAAGAGCCAGGUCCUAAAGCCCGCAGGAGGGGGAAGAGCAGUCGGGGGAUAGCGCGUCAGGGGAAUCCAGGAGGGCGAAACCCCAGCGGGCAGGAAGACCCUGAGGAAAGGAAAGAGAGAAAGAGGUGGAGCAGCGCAAGGCUCUUAAACUGGUGCAGGGGAGGGACUGACUCAGAGGGGACUUCAACGGUCUAAGCGUACAGACGUGGGGCUGCGCGCCUCGGAUAUGAAGCAAACAAUGAACUGCAAUAAACACUUUUGUAUAUAAGAAGAGAUUGGCGUUGGUCUUUUGUGAGCUGAGACCUGAGGCAGCCUUGACAACUAUAUAUUUUGUACUUUGUGAUCGAAAUAUUUUGGUUGCACUUGCAUGGUAUCAGAUUUUUUAUUUUUUUUAAAUGUAUUUAUUCCAGGCGCUGGGUUUGGAGUACCUUCAAAUGGUUCUGGCUAUGGCUAUCCGCAGCCUCCAACCCAAAAUUAUAUGGGAGGUGGACCAGCACAAAUACCAGGUAUUGAACGACUAUUGUGAUUGGAUAUGGAAAGGAUAAAUCAUUCUGUUUAUGGGUUUAGAGGUGGAAUGUACCCUGUAAAAUAUGAGACUAGUGAAGCAAACUUGUAUCUGUAAGUCUUACUCUAAGUCUGUAUUCCACUGCUGAAACACAAAAUAGUAGUUAAGUACUGUUACCCACUGCCUUGCGGGACAUCUUCAGGAGAAGAAAAGGCCAAGGAGCAAACCCUACGCAAAUUUGAAAUGAAGUCCCUAAGAUGGUUGGAUGGGGCCUUGUACACCUCCUUCUGGCAACUCCUGCAGCCAAGCUGGUGCCAAAUGUAUUGCUCUGCUUUCCUUGGGGCCACAUCCUUGACACCGUGGGGCAGGGCGGGGUGGCGGUUCUUGUCAUCUAGGAAGCCCAGGACCUCCAUACACACCGCCCAGGCCUCUGCCUCAGAGAGGUCACUUCGAUGUUGCUAACAUAGCAGAAACAAUGUGAGAGGCAACAGCUAUGAACUACCAGUCUCUGCAGCCACAGCAGGUGCUGUGAUUCUCCAGCAGUUUGACUUCAACCCCAGAAGCGCACUUCAUGGUCUCUCGAGACAGACGAAUGCCUGCAGCUCUUGCACCGGCCUCAUGUAUAAUCCCAUGUGGGGACAGUGAUUCACAGAAACAGCAUCUAUGCACAGCCCCAGCUGGCUUGUGAGUCCACUAGUGGUCCUGCAUGAUCCUGGAUUGCAUGGGUGCUGCUGUAGUUGGCUCCUGUCGUUAAUCUGUUCAGUGGCAAUGCAGAUAUAACAUGACACCCGCGUAAAUACAAACCAGGAAAAGGAGGGGGGAAAUUGCUGCCAAAAAGCUAGAGGGAACCUGCGAAUUUGUGGCAUUCCUCCUCAUCUUGGUUAUGCUGCUGUUAAUGCCACAUCUGCACUGGGCCUUACCGUAGUCCCACUUCCUAACCUUGUGUCGGAAAGGACCUUGGAAAUAAAGAUAGGGAGUUCCAGGCUGCAAGUGAUAGUGUUUUAAUGGUCAGCUUUGCAUCCAGCAAGUAUUUGUUCCGUGCACCUGAAGGGAGCAGGAGAUGCAAGGAAAGAGACAGAAAUCCGAAGUGUGAUUGAAAGUGACACAAUUUGGUGGGUGCUCAUGUCACUGUGAAGCCUGCAGGCUUCUUUGCAAGUCCUGAAGUUCUCCCUGAUCUGCAUGAGGAAAUAUUAGCUGAAAACCAGUGCAUGAAUCAGUAGCAAACUUCACAUUUUGCUAUGAUGAUACUUUAUGCACACAGCAUGACAACAAUAAAAUCUUAUUUCAAUUUUAUAUUUUUCUUAAGCUGGGUAUCCAGGUGGACCAACUCCAACACCACCUCAGGUAUGUCAUUUGUAUUAUAAAAUGGGACAAUGUUGUUGGUUUUAUUUGAUCAUGGUGGGAAUGCAAAUUGUUUUGACGAAGAAAAAAUGUUGUGGUCCAGUUCCUCAGAUCAGUAUAGAAAACUACUCACUUGUGUAUGCAGCAUAUUUGAAUACACCUCUUGGAGUUUGGCUUGAGAAGCCAGAGAAUGCCGUAAAUAUAACUGAGUCCUUCAGUCUUAGGGGGCAAGCUUUCCUUUUGAGGGAAAUCAAGCUAAGCAAACUAUUGGUUAGGUUGUUGCAAGGGCUCUGGGUGGACAAGUAGAACCAGUUUAAACUACAAAAAGGUAUGCUUAAUGAAAGUAUAAGAAAAACUUUCUAAGGGAGGUUGUGGAAUCUCAGCUCAGGCAUACACCAGCUGUACUUCCGGUGUGUGUCAAAUUCCCUACCUCACUUCCUUGUGACAACCAUAGUUUGUCAUCCAUAUGUGGCAAACCAUAGUUGCUGCAUAUUUUGCCUCCAGGCCUGAAUUAGAAACCAUGAUUUGAAAUGGGAGAGGAACUUACUUGCCUGAUUUUGAAUAAACUAUUGUUAUCAUGUAUUGGGAAGGACGGUAGAUGAAUUGGAGUACACAGGAGAAGAUCGCUUGGGCAAGCUUGAGCUGUAGCCUUCCAUGUAAAAGAAAGAGCUGGGGGCAAAUAAUAAUAAUAAUAAUAAUAAUAGUCAAAAUAGUAAAAUUUAAAUAGAGGGAGAAGUUUGAAAUUAGUUUUUUAAAACCUGCUUUUAAAUUAAAUGCUAAUAAAACCCUUCUGCAGUAGCCAUUUGUAAAGGCCUGUCAUGUUUUGAGAUUUGCAGCCUUGAUGAUUCCAGUGUGGUAACUUGGAACAUAAUAGAUUUUGGCAACAGUUAUACUUCACAACAGGGUUUUCCCCCCCUCUAAGCCAUCCCCCUUGAGGUUCAGGCCACUCUUGCUUUGGAGUAGGCAUAGUGAGCCCUUGUUCUCAGAAUUCAGGAUCCCAGUUCAUCACAGGACCCUCCUAGGGGCUUCUUCUACCACCUCCUUGUGCUCAGAUUCCUCCUCCUUCCUUCUCUUAGACUGGUCCCUGUACACAGUUGACACAGGCAGUGCUGUUGCCUCUUGCCUCACCCAAUAAACUUUCCUUUGACUCCCAAGGGAGUGAGGGAUUGCCACCCUCCUACUUAUCAUUGAGUCAGCUGCUUUAAAAGAGGGUUAGACAAAUUCAUAAAGGAUAUCAACAUUAGCCAUGAUGCAUGUGUUCUGCCUCCACAGUCAGAGGCUGUAUGCUUCUGAAUACCAGUUGUUAGGAACCGCAGGAGGGGAGAAGGCUGUUGUGCUUGCAAGCUUCCCACAGGCAUCUGUUUGGCCACUAUGAGAACAGGAUGCUGGAGUAGAUGGGCCAUUGGCCUGAUCCAGUAGGCUCUUAGUAGGUUCUUACAUUCUCUUCCUGUGCCUGUGUUCCUGUUGAAAGCCCCAAAUGCUGUGGAGCUUUUCCUGCAGCUGCAUCUUCAGUUGUUCUCUCCUUCUCCCUCUCUUUGCCUCAAGCCUACCUCUCCCUCUCUGUGUUUCUGUUUUAACUCUGAAUACUAAGGGAGGAGAUGUGUCCUCCAGCCUGAAAUUGAUUGCUGGGGUAAUUUCCUGCAAAUACUUGUAAAGGCUUGAGCCGAUGACAGGCGCCCCAUCAUAUUAGUAAACCAGGUCUUUUCAUCUGGAAUAUAUCGGCCUCCCGACUGCUUAGGAUGUCUCUCCUUUCCCUCUAAAGUACUGAUGCCUAAGAUUUCAUUGUUGAGAUUGAAUAAGCAUUUCACAUGGAUCAAUAACAUGGUAAAACAGAUUUCUCAAUCUCAGCCUGCAGCAAUGACUCAACAUAUGCAAGGCACAAUUCGACCAGCUCCGAACUUUGAUGCAGGGCGGGAUGCAGAAAUUCUGCGCAAGGCUAUGAAAGGGUUUGGUAAGAGCGGUUUUGUGUUUCAUACAGUGUUCGUGUUUAAACUUGUGUAGCCCAGAAACCAAACACUCUUCUCUACCUUAAUCCUGUACGUCUCUCACUAGAUCCUUCCAACACUUGUAUAUAUUUUAACCAUAGUCUUUAACAUAACUUGGGGUGCAAAUCAACCUUUCACUCUACAACCUGAAUUGUUUAUAUGGAAUAUUUUUUUCAACAUGGCUUCCUCUUUCCAUGGCUUGGUUUCCAUUUUGGAUUUUUAAAAAUAGAAAUAUAGGCAACAGUGAAAAAGAGCAGCAAGACUUGGGAUAGAUGGGUCUGUAGAGCGGGGCAUGAAGAAUCGUAACCAUGAGAGAGGAUUGCACAAUACGCAGGGCACUAGAUGCUCCUUGAUACUGUCCUUGGCAGGGAACUCCCUUGUCUAAAGUGUAUCCAACACUGUCCAGGGCAGAUUUUGGUGGUGCCUGAUUUGGUGGCUGCAGGUGGGAGGAGAGGAGGGUGAAGUUCCAUUGUAUCAGAGAAGUCCACUUGUACAAAGUUGGAUUCUACCCCAGAGCUUUCGUCAGAUGUCCCCUGUGUUUGAAAUAUUUCUCCUACAGUGUGCAUUGCUAAAUACCUGUUUUAAGCAAGCCUAUGAGAUCUCUCUGCGUUCAAACUCUGCAGUGAAGUGAUAGUUUCAUUUUGUACAGGAAAUCUAUGAAUGUGAGCAGUUUGCAAAGUCUCUGUACUAAAGCAGUGUUUUUGCCCGAUGUACACCUUGGGGUGUACAAUAAAAGGGAUGAAAUGGCUUGAUAAGAGACUACACUGAGUUGCCUUCUUGCUCCCUAGGAACGGAUGAACAGGCAAUCAUUGAUGUUGUGUCCAACCGCUCCAAUGGUCAGAGACAGCAAAUUAAGGCUGCUUUCAAGACCAUGUAUGGCAAGGUAUGAUUGCUGGUGAUUUUGUUUUAGUCAUAAUAAUGAAAAGCAAAUCAGCAGCUGGUACAACAGCUGGUACAGCUUGUGUGCUUAACUGUCGUGAGCAGAGUGAGGUCUGUAAUUUAACUUCAUUUCUUUAUUUUGUCAAAUACUGGACCCUCCCCUGUAGUGGUUUUCAAGAAAGCUAGGAGUGGACAUAGCCUCUGGCUGUGCUUUACUAGUAUAAUGUGUAACAGUGAAGUGGUGACAGUAGCUUCAUGUUCAGUAUGUGCUGAGUGAUGCAACCUAUUUCAGACAGCGGCUUCUCCUAUCAUAGAAGAUUCCAAAUAGCUCUUUGACAUAAAAAGUCAGUAUGGGCCUUGUUGAGGUACUAGUAUUGACAUACAAGGCACAUGUCUACAACACACCAACUCUUUUGCAUUCUGCUGUAUAAAAUAAAAUAGUAAUUUCUUCUAAAAUGGCUGCCUAUGUUAUGAUCCCCUAGUUUAAAAGAAGUUUUAAAUUGAUUUAUCAUGAUUACUGCCUUCAUUUUCUGUCUUGAAAAUAUGUCUCACUAGACUUCAAUAAACAUUGAUUUGCCAGCAGCUGAACUGUACAUUUUCAGUCUGUGUGCGCAUGCAUAUUUUAUGAAUGUAUGUCUUUCUGAUACCACUUUGUAAUUGGACAGGAUUUAAUUAAAGACCUGAAGUCGGAGCUAAGUGGAAAUAUGGAAGAGCUGAUCCUUGCAUUGUUCAUGCCAAGUACUUACUAUGAUGCUUGGAGUUUGCGGCAUGCCAUGAAGGUAUGAUUUUCACUGGCAUUUAUUUUCAUGUAAAAUGAGCACAUUAACUGUAAAGGACCGUAAAUGCUCAACUAGAUCAAAGUCAUUUCAAAAAAAAUUUUCAGUAAUAAAGGUGAAAAUUGUGUAAAUAGAUUUUAAAAUUAAGGAAUAUAUACAGUGUACAUUUCCAGAAUAUUCAUAGACAAAUGCAACCUGCACCCACUCUCUCAAAAUUACAGCAAAUCUCUCAUAAAAAUAGGCCCCAAUGCCUGUCUUGCAAAAUUAACCAUGGUCCUCUGUUUUGCAUAUUCUCUUGUGCUACUCACAGAACCCCACUUCUUGUUUUCUUAUUCACUUGGCUUUCAGUCAGAGUCAGAGAUGAUUGUUCUUCCCUCUCCCAGUUCUUUAUUCCACCCCCCACCCUGUUAGAGUUGGGGAACUGGGCACAUGUGCAAUCCAGGAAUGCCUUGUGCUUGGCAGAAACAAAUAAACCAUCACAUUAACACCCUGCACCCCCACCCCCAAAUCCACUGGAAUCCACUCCUGGUUUUCUCCUCAGCCCCCUUCAAUUUUCCAGAAAGGCAGGUUGGGAGUGGCAAGAGCUGGGGUGGGGAGGCGGGUGAGAGAAACUUUUUAUGUCAGGCAUACAGAAGAAGAGUGACAACACUUCUGUCAUCCUCAGCCAACAAGUCAGAUAUGCAGCGCUGGCUUGUCUCCAGUAGCAGGGCUGGGUGACUAUGGUUGAUCUGGAUGCAGAAAUACCUGUAAGACAACUGUGGGAGUACUUCAGGAGGGAGGCAGGGAUGCUCAUUCUGUGAAUUUAAGCUACAGUCUAGUUGAAAAUAUUGCUCCACUGACAAUGAAUGAAACCUGUGCAAAGAGCAUAGCAGUGCCCAAGUGUAAUUUAUAUGUACAUGGUACCAAUUCCUAACAUGAACCUCCCCACACAUCCCUUAGUUAUUUUAAGAAAUGGAAAAGGCCUUCUGUGUUCUGAAAAACUGAAGGAUUGAUUGGUGUCCUUGCUUUCUUUGCUCAAGCUCCUUACAUUUCUGGCUGCAUGACUUCUAUAUAUACCCAGAUAUGGAAAUAUGUAUGUGUUAGAGAUACAAGUGACAAAUGCCCUAUAGACACAGUUCCCUGGUUGUAGCCAGCUGAGUUUUACUAAUGCAUAGACCCAUUAAAAUUAGUAGACCGAAGUCAUGUUCGCCCGUGCUUGUGCCUGCAUCCUGUUCAUUUCCAAUGAGAUCAUCACUGGAUUAUGCUCUUAGAUUAUAAUACUUUUCUUCUGUAACAAACCUUGGGAACUAUUGGUAGCUGGUGGCUAAAUGAAGCAAGUUUGUUGAGUAGGUUUUUUGCAUGAGCUGAAAGACGCACAAUGGCUUGCAACAUGAUCUAGUUGAAUGAAGCAAUAUGGCUCAGAUGUUCCUACAGUACAAAAAAGUGAUCAAUCUUCUUUCUAAUGUAAUAAAACAAUUAGAUGUUCUGGUCAGCUUUCUGAGCAGCCUGCAUUGAGGUAAUGUCUGUAGUGCUUUGUUUCUCUGCCUGCAGGGUGCAGGCACACAGGAGAAUGUGCUGAUUGAGAUUCUGUGCACAAGGACAAACCAGGAGAUUCGAGAAAUUGUCAGAUGUUACAACAGUGAAUUUGGAAGAGAUAUCGAGCAUGAUAUUCGGUCUGAUACGUCAGGACACUUUGAACGAUUACUUGUAUCUAUGUGCCAGGUAGGAUGAACAACCACCUUCUGUCGCAUUUAUGUUUACCAAGCACACGUUUACCUUGUUCUCGAUAACGAGGCCACCAUAUAAGUAUCUAGUUUGCACCAAGUACAGUUCCAGCUGUAAGUUUUCCACCCCUUUUGAAAUGUAUCCUGAGUUAGGUACCAUUCCUUGUAUGAAAUAGGAUUUGAUGAUAGGACUAGGCUUUUUCUAUCAGAUGGAGAUUUCAAAUACCUAUCUCUUGAAGUAAAUGGUUUUGGCUUAACAUGACCCUCUAGGACCCGAUCAAUGUGACAUUCAGCUCUGAAGGAGACCUAUUACUGAAUAUUAUUGAAUAAAACAAACACAAUAGAUCAGUAGCUCCCAUUUAGCUUAGGACUGUGGACCCCCCUUUUUCAAAAUCCAAGCCAUAGACCUACUUUUCAAAAUGUGGUAGUUUUUGUUAUGUAAAUGGUGCCACCAUACACUUCAACAUGACCCAGCACAAAAACCAGGAUGUGUGUCUUCUGGGCUGCGCUCCUGCACGAGUCAUUUGGCCCACACACAAACAUGGUGCCCAAAAACGGGAUGUAUUUGACAAUUUUUUUUCUCUUAGAUGCAACCAAAAUACUGUGUUAAAUAGACUUGUUCCAUCUUGCCCAAACCAAAACUCUGAUUUGGAAUACAUCUCUCCUAACCAGUUCAACCUGUUAAUGUGUUGAUACAGGCACAGAUCAUGGACCAAAAAAUAGACACUUUUAUUAAUGUGCUGCCACGCUGUCAUAUCUUGCUCUAUGGUGGGGGUGACGGAUCCUUUGGUUCUCCAGAUGAUGGACUCCAGCUCUAGUCCGCAUGGGCCACUGACGAUGGGAGGUUUAGUCCAGCAAGAUUUAGAGAGCUGCAGGUUCCCCCAUCCUCUUUCUCGGAACAAAAUUGGUUCAUUUCAAUGCUCACAAUCUUACAGUGCCAAGAAAGUUUGAAACUAGUCUGUCUAUCCAGCUCAGUUUAAAUUUCUCCCCUAAGUAAUUGUCAUUGUUGACAAUAAAAGUAAUAAAAGUACUGGACUAGUCUGUUGUUAACUGAUAGAAAGAGAAAUAGUUUGGUCAUGUUAGUAGUAUUUAUCUUAUACUGUGGCUCUGCUUAAUUUAGCUACCACUGUAACGUGCAAGUAUUAAUUUCUAAUUUCUCCCUGGUCACAGUUACAGUGGCUUUAAAUAUAAAUUAAUCUUGCCUUGUCCUCUAGACGGUUGAAAUCAUGAGAUGACUGAACAGUUGAUCUUAGUUUUGCUCAUUUCGUUUUGCAUAUUUGUGGAGCCAUAGCUGUGUUCAGACAAGGAUACUAUAAAGCAUAAAUGGAGGCCAGAUGUUUAAUCAUUUGAUUUGCUAUGUCUAAAUGUGUGUACUUGGCAAAAAAGAAAAUUAAAAGAGGGUGGGCAUCCAGGGAAAAAGACUUGGCAAUCCUACCUGCCAUUGAAUCCAAUGAGUUCUGACUAUACACAAUUUCAGCUGUGAUCCCUGGAACGUAACCCCUGCAUUAAGUUGUGGGCUUACUGUAUAUAAUAGUAGUAAUCAAUAUUUUUCUCUCUUACAGGGUAAUCGGGAUGAGAAUCAAACUGUAGAUUACCAAAAGGCUCAACAAGAUGCUCAGCGCCUUUUCCAAGCUGGUGAAGGGAAGCUGGGGACUGAUGAGUCUGCCUUCAAUAUGGUCCUGGCAACUAGAAGCUUUCCCCAGCUGAAAGCCACAAUUGAAGCCUACUCUCAGGUAGACAAGAAGGGGAGGGCAUUUGUGUGGACUAGACAGGACUGGAUUUGGCUUUCAUCAGUUCUUUGGCUAAAAAAUUAACAUUUCCUACUUAUAUUUUUGCAGGUUGCUAACCGAGAUUUAUUAAGCAGCAUUGGCCGGGAGUUUUCAGGAAAUGUAGAACGUGGUUUAAAGGCUAUCGGUAAGGGACUUUUCCUGCAUUUCAUUGUUCAAUGAGGUCAUUUUUAUGGGAAAUUUAUUUACCAAGCACCUACAACUAUUAGGUGCUGGAAACUUCACUGAUUAAUGAGCAUCAGCUGGGGCUUCAGUGCCCUUACCAGACCUGUAAAAUAAUUUAUGCAAAAUAAGAGGACUGAUGUCAGUUGCUUAAUUUGCACAUGUGAUGUACAGUGGUAUCUUGGUUGUCAAACUUAAUCUGUUCCGGGAGUCCGUUCGACUCCCGAAACCGUUCGAAAACCAAGGCGCGGCUUCCGAUUGGCUGCAGGAGGUUCCUGCACUCAAGCGGAAGCCUUUUUGGAUGUUUGGCUUCCGAAAGACAGUCGCAAACUGGAACAUUUACUUCCGGGUUAGUGGCGUUCAAGAGCCAAUUUGUUCAACAACUAAGCUGUUCAAGAACCAAGGUACCACUGCUUCAGAUUGCUGGUGGUGCAGUAAUCCCUUCCCUCCACUAGGAGGCACACUCCCUAAAGCAAGCCCUCACUGGGAACUGGGCUAGAUGCACUACCCAUCUCCUCCCUUGAACCAGUUAGGGCUGAUCUAACAACAUUUAACUCUAAUUUGCCUAGUAAGGACAUGAUUGUUACUUUUAAUUACUAUUGGGUUGGAUAAUUUUAUGCUUUUGGACUCUUGGUCUUUGUAUUAUCUUUAUGUUAUAAUAUACCGGGGGGGGGGGGGGGAUGCAAUGACAAAAAAUGCAGUUUGGAUUAAAGAUUCUGGCAGGUUGAUGCUGUUAGAAUCUUGUGGCUUUGAGCUGUCAGUGUCAACUUUGAGUUGAUCUUAAUACUGUUUUAUUGCAGUGCAAUGUGCUCUGAAUCGCCCAGCCUUUUUUGCAGAGAGGCUUUAUCAUUCCAUGAAAGGAGCCGGCACAGAUGACUCUACCUUGGUUCGAAUUGUAGUCACUCGCAGCGAGGUAAGAAUUUAUUAUGUGUAACUUUUACCUAAUAUGUAAUUAAAGGCCGGUUAUUUAAUCUUGUUUGUGUUCAUUAUAUACACAAUCUGGCCAUAUUUCCAAAGAGGUCAAAUGGCUCCUUUAUUGAAACGCAAAUCCAUCACAGUCUUUUACUGUAUGAAGUUCAGGCACAAUGGAAAGGUAACAGAAGCUGUAAACACUUUUGACAAAUUGAUAGUUGAAACUUUUCUGGUAUUAUAAGCAGCUUUCUUUAUUAAACUUGUACAACCCAAGUGGCACAUUGUAUAGAUUCAAGGCCAUUAGUGGUGAUGCCAGUUACCUGAGCUGGCACAGAUCUAGAUGAUAGAAAGCACUCUUCUUUUAGGUAGCAGACUCAGUGCCACAUUGUUCCUGGCAGUGAUAGUUGCCCCAACCUCAGUCUUCAUUAUUGAGUCAUUGCUUUAGAGGCUUUCCAGGUAGAAAGACUGGCUAUGAACAUGAGGUGGGGGCAGCUGCAGUUGCCAAGACAGGUUGGAGCCAUGCACUUUAAGAAUGAAAUAAGCGUACUGUUUCAUGUAUUUAUUGUGUGUGAUUGCUUCUGUCGUGUUAUUAGGCCUGGCAAUACAUCAAUAUCUUGCCCAGGACUGCUAGGAGGGGCAGACCAUGAUGACAGCUUCACUCAGUGGUAUGGGUGAAACUGCCACCUCCUGAGUGAAGCCGCCAUCCUACUGUGCAAGGCACGAUACACCUUGUUCCUCCCUGUGCUUCUUUAAACUGCUUGGCUGAGCACGCCGCUGCCCCCGCCAAGCAGUUUUGCAGAUCCCCUGACACCGCACAAGCCAGCGGUGGGGGGGGGGGGGUCUGUUAAAGUGCUUCCCAGCCCCACUCCCGCUUGCAUGUGGGCAGGACUGUGGCUGGGGAAGUGCAGGCUCUGUCACACUUCUCCAUCGAAGUGUGCACCCCUCAACAGAGACGUUUAAAGGAACACCCACCUCUCCUCUGGCUCUGUUAGACUUCACCUGCUGAGGCAAGCCUGUGUGCACUUGCCUCAACUGCUGCCGCUUAGGGGGUUGGAUGGGCUCAGCCAGGGGGUGCAGAGGCUGCGUGGAUACAGUGGUUUUGCACCCCAUGGCUUGAGGACCAGGCUGUGUGCACUUGGCUGCCUUUGUCUGGGAGGGUGAGCUGUCUGUUACCACCCCACAAGGGAAGAGGCUUGCAUAGGCAAAGGCAGUCAACGCACAGAGCCUGACAGGCUCUGUGAACUUGGCUACUGCUGCCUGGUCCAUCUUUUUUUUGGGGGGGUGGUAAGCUGGCUGCAUCUUCCUCCCAGGGGAAAGAGGUACCACACCAGCAGAGAGUGCCUCCAAAAGGAGGUCCCUGCUGCUGGCACACCAGGGCUCUCAGUUGGGGGGUAGGAGCCUUCCCAUCCACCAGGCGCUGGGGUGAAAGCACCUUAGCUUCCACAGUGAGAGCUGAGGUUGGGUUCACCCCUUGCUGGUGAGACACCACAAUGUUGAAAAUGUACCGUAUUUUUCGCUCUAUAGGACGCACUUUUCCUCCUCCAAAAAUCAAGGGGAAAUGUGUGUGCGUCCUAUGGAGCGAAUGCAGGCUCCUUGGCUUCAGCGAUAGCAACGUGAAGGCUCUGAAGCGCAGAGGGAGGCUUCGCGUUGCUUUCGCUGAAGCCUGGAGAGCAAGACUCUCCUGGAUUAAGGGAUAGCUGCCCGAAGCCUUUGGAGCGCAGCGCGAGUUCCCGCUGCGCUCCAAAGGCUUCAGCCACGCACCUGCCUGGAAACCAGAGGAGGAACAGAAGGGGACUCCUCCUGUUCCUCCUCCAGCUUCGCUUGAAGGGGCGCUGCGCAGAGAGGGAGAAGUGCCCAGCGCCCCUUCAGCCAUGUGCCUGCCCUGGCUUCUGCCUUAGCCGCGCGCAGCCUCUUUGGGCAGGGGGAGCCUUCAUCCCGCUGCCCUGAAGAGGCUUGGCGCGGUUAUCCCAGAAGCCAGAUCCCUCUUGCUGUUCUGGCUUCUGGGAUUCAAAAUAUUUUUUUCUCUCUUUUCCUCCCCACCCCCAAACUAGGUGUGUCUUAUCAUCUGAUGCGUCCUAUAGAGCGAAAAAUAUGGUAACACUGCCCAGCCCUAGUUAUUAUUUGCAUGCUGUCUUUCCAUAGUGAAAACCAUGCCUUCAGGAAAGGUGGCAUACAAAUAACAUGAUGAACUUCUCCCCUGAUGUGGAAGGUUGCAUUACACAUCAUCCACUGUACCAGAGAGUAGCAUAUAUGCAUUACUUACUUGUUCACAGAGAGCAGUAUUAGAGGCUGGAUCGCUAGGCAAACCUAUGUCUUGAGUAGCUUUGUAACAUGUUGCAGACUGUGUUUCCGGUGUCAAAUUAAUUCUUCCUCAUCAUCAAACUGGCACUGAAGUUUUAAUGCCCGGUGCGGGUGAAUGGGGCACAAUCCGCCUGGAAUUUCAGUGGCACUAGACCUGCCUGUUGAGUUUAAUGGGAUUCAUGAAUUAAGUUGUGUCUUCUCUCAGUUGUCUGCUUUGUUUCUUUUGGCACAGAUUGAUCUUGCACAAAUCAAACAGAUGUUCACCCAGAUGUAUCAGAAGACUUUGGGCACAAUGAUACAAAGUGACACAAGUGGAGAUUACAGGCGUCUGCUCUUGGCCCUUGUUGGUCAAUAG
This is a messenger RNA of Podarcis lilfordi (Lilford's wall lizard), 27934 nucleotides long. NCBI's taxonomy places the organism in Eukaryota, Metazoa, Chordata, Lepidosauria, Squamata, Lacertidae. The record is from the annotation of a GenBank genome assembly.